AUGAACGAAUAUGAGCAUCGUCAUGUCCUCCUCGAUGACUUCCUCAUCAUCACACCUACAUCCGCACCUCCACAUUCAGGACUUUCCACCCUCGUCAAAGUGUUUUCUGAAAUAGGUGUACCCCUUUCAAAAGAAAAGACCUUAGGGCCCUGCACCUCCAUCGAGUUUUUAGGCAUCACCCUAGACUCUAUCUCUUUUCAAGCAUCUCUACCUCUGGAGAAAAUACAACGCAUUGCAUUGCUCCUAUCAAACUACAUUCUAGCAGACAGAUGCACAAAGCAACAACUGCUAGCGCUCCUCGGCCACCUCAACUACGCCAUCAGAAUAAUUCCCCAAGGAAAGUCCUUUAUUUCCAACCUACUAGCAAAAGCAGCAACAAUACCCUCUCUACAUGAUAAAAUCACCUUGGAUGAAGCUUGCAAAAUGGAAAUGCGGCUUUGGCAGCAAUUCCUGUCUUCAUGGAACGGCAUAUCCUUCUUUUAUAACGACUACAUCACACAUCCAGAAGACAUCCAGAUGUACACAGACGCAGCGCCUUCCAUCGGAUUCGGCGGCUACUACAGCGGUCGCUGGUUCGCUUCUGAGUGGCCACCAGAGUUCAGCAAUCUAAUCCAGCAGUCAGAUUUUCCCUCAUCCGCACUUUACGAAAUGUAUCCCGUCAUCAUAGCGGCCAUCCUUUGGGGGCACGAAUGGUCCCGACAUUCCAUACUCAUCCACUCCGACAACUCGGCAGUAGUCGAAAUCAUAAAUAAAGGCAGAUCCCGUUCCCUGGCUAUCAUGCAAUUAGUCCGCAGACUGACACUUAUAUCAGCGCAACAUCAGUUCAUCAUCAGAGCAGCACACAUUCCAGGAUACUGCAAUAGCAUAGCUGACUCAUUGUCCCGUUUUUCUUUUCAGAAGUUCAGAAUCUUAGCUCCAGAAUCAGACAUGCAUCCCACGCCAGUUCCACCGUUUUCAGCCACCAUCUUCAACUAAAUCCACAGCUGGAAAACCUUUCACAAGCUUCGAGAGAAGCUAUUCUCAAUGGCCUUGCCCAGAGUACCCUCUCCGCUUACUUGACCGGUUGGAAUUGUUUCAAGGCGUACCAUUUCUUCUACCAACUCU
Molecule: messenger RNA, 1104 nt
Organism: Misgurnus anguillicaudatus (oriental weatherfish)
Lineage: Eukaryota; Metazoa; Chordata; Actinopteri; Cypriniformes; Cobitidae
Source: RefSeq, a predicted model, not a curated record